GCAACGAUACAGCAUCAGCGAAUAGCACAGAGCAAACGGCGUGCGGUAGAAGUCAUACUUAGUGGUGCACAUUACGGUUGAAAAGCUCAGUUUGUGAAUGGGUUUCGUGGGAAGCGGAUGCCAGAAGUGGUGUUAAAGUGUCCAUAGUUUUCUGUAUAAGACAUAGUAAAAGAUUUCAGUGCAAGCAAAUAAAACAGCGGCAACGGAGAUAAAUUGCAGCUGCAAGAAUUGGUUUUGAAUAUUUUGAGUAGCACAGCGGCAUUGAAAAACCUUCAAAAGAACAAACAAAUUAUUUAGACAGACUCAGCAAAUUUUGUACCCAUACAGACAGAUUUUUCUAAAUUAAAAUGGCAGAGUUAAAUGCUACACAAACCGAUUACUGGAACUUCCUCUUCACAGAACUGGCCGAUGAACGUACAAAUGAUUGGUUCUUAAUUAAAUCACCCGUGCCGAUACUGACCAUAAUUAUUUGCUAUUUAUACUUUGUGUUGAAUUGGGGGCCGCGUUUCAUGAAGGACAGAAAACCAUUUAAAUUGGAAAAGACGCUGAUGGUGUAUAAUUUCUUUCAAGUUUUGUUGAGUAUAUGGAUGGUAUAUGAGGGCGUUGUUAUUUGGCAAUACUACAGUUGGCGUUGUCAGCCUGUUGAUCGCUCCAGAACACCAAAAGCUUAUAGAGAAGCACGUGUAGUCUAUGUCUACUACUUGGCCAAGAUUACUGAACUAUUGGAUACAAUUUUCUUUGUUUUACGUAAAAAUGAACGUCAGGUCACAUUUUUGCAUGUAUAUCACCACACUGUUAUGCCAAUGAUUUCAUGGGGCACCACCAAAUACUUCCCCGGCGGACACGGUACAUUUAUCGGCUGGAUUAAUUCAUUUGUACAUAUUAUUAUGUAUACUUACUACUUCUUAUCCGCAUUUGGACCAAAAGUACAAAAAUAUUUGUGGUGGAAAAAAUAUAUCACAAACUUGCAAAUGAUUCAAUUUUGCAUGGCCUUCAUUCAUCAGACACAAUUGUUGUAUACAGACUGUGGUUAUCCCAGAUGGUCUGUUUGCUUCACAUUGCCCAACGCAGUCUUCUUCUAUUUCCUCUUCAAUGACUUUUACCAGAAAUCAUAUAAGAAAUCAGCAGCUAUCAAAGCAGAAAAAGCUAAAAUGAAGGAACUCAAUAACAACAAUGAUGUUAAUGCCAAAAAUCUUAAUGGACCCACGCCAGCUAUCAGCAAAAUUACCACAGAAGAAAAGAAAGCACUGUAAAGUGUCAAAUCCAUAGUAGAUGUGACAUGAUCUACAUAAUGUAUUAUAUAUAAUAUGUACUUUAAACUACUCAUGGUAUUACUAUGAAGAAUAUUUGCA
Teleopsis dalmanni is the source of this 1352-nucleotide messenger RNA. It is a transcript of the gene sit, whose product is annotated as elongation of very long chain fatty acids protein AAEL008004. Gene Ontology annotation, biological process: fatty acid elongation, polyunsaturated fatty acid; sphingolipid biosynthetic process; fatty acid elongation, saturated fatty acid. Gene Ontology annotation, molecular function: fatty acid elongase activity. The transcript has 6 exons. Bases 348 to 1253 code for a protein of 301 amino acids. NCBI's taxonomy places the organism in Eukaryota, Metazoa, Arthropoda, Insecta, Diptera, Diopsidae. Gene Ontology annotation, cellular component: endoplasmic reticulum membrane. The record is from RefSeq and is a predicted model, not a curated record.